AUGAUUGAGCUAGAAUUUGAUAACCCGGUGCUGCAGGGGUGCAAAAAUUCUUCCCGUGUCCCAUCCGAAAUGGGUUUCACACCAAUCCGAGGGACAGUCCGUCUCCUCCUAAUUCUCUCCCUUGUACUGGGACUCGAAACUAAGCAAGUUGAUAACACCGCUGCCUUCACUCAUGCACCCAUAGGAGACAAGGAAGUCUUCGGCGAACCCAGAAGAAGGAAAGGGAAGCUGGAAAAUGCAGGAUUCGAAUCUCAAGAAGAAGUUGAUCCAUGUCUCUUUAUUUCAGAUAAAGUUAUCUGCCUUGUUUACGUCAACGACACGUUGUUCUUCAGUCCUAAAGAAGAGUACAUAAACGAAGCAAUUGAGAGUUUGAAAAGUCAAGGUGUUGCAGUGGAAAUCGAAGAUUCUGUUGCUGGAUUUCUUGGAGUCCAUAUCAAACGCGACGAAUCCAACAAGACAAUCAAACUUACGCAAAAAGGACUAACCGAACGGAUCAUUGAAGCCCUCAAUAUUGACCACGAACCUCAGAAGCACACUCCUGCGUUGAAAGAACCCCUUGGAAAAGACGAGAAUGGAGAUCCUGCAAAUGGCAGUUUCUCAUAUGCAAGCGUGAUCGGAAUGGCCUUGUAUCUUUGCGGACAUUCUCGUCCGGACAUACAAUUUGCCGUGUCUCAAUGUGCGCAAUUCAUCCACGGGACUAAGCGCUCGCACAUAAAAGCGCUCAUCAGAAUUGGGCAAUAUUUGAAAUCAUCAGUAAAUGAAGGCCUAAUCUUGCGACCGACCGAUUCAUUUGACAUUGAAUGUCAUGUCGAUGCGGAUUUUGCCGGUCUUUAUUCAGUUGAAGACGUUAUGGAUCCUACAUGCGUCAAGUCAAGAACUGGAUACGUCAUCUCGGUCUGUGGAUGCCCUGUGGUUUGGGUGUCAAGACUACAAACAGACAUUGCCACUGCCACUAUGGAAGCGGAAUACAAUGCGCUGUCUAUGGCAAUUCGUGAUAUCUUACCUCUACGAAGAGUUUUCAAGACGGUAGCUCAAGGACUCGGGCUAUCCAACAAAACAGCCACCUCUCUAAAGACAACUGUGUGGGAAGACAAUAUGGGAUGUCUAAAACUUGCUCGCCUCAAGCCUGGACAAUACACCCCAAGAUCCAAACGCUAUGAUAUCAAGUAUCACUGGUUCCGAUCUCACGUUUCGUGUUCCACAAACAACAUAUCGGUUGAAUAUAUCGAAUCAGAAGCUCAGAAGGCCGAUAUUCUCACGAAGGGACUUACCUUGGACAAGUUCCGCGCCAUUCGAAAACUACUCUGCGGAUGGUAA
Cylindrotheca closterium is the source of this 1317-nucleotide messenger RNA. NCBI's taxonomy places the organism in Eukaryota, Bacillariophyta, Bacillariophyceae, Bacillariales, Bacillariaceae. The record is from the annotation of a GenBank genome assembly.